Molecule: messenger RNA, 1621 nt
Organism: Salvia splendens (bonfire salvia)
Lineage: Eukaryota; Viridiplantae; Streptophyta; Magnoliopsida; Lamiales; Lamiaceae
Exons: 4
Coding region: 14-1471 (485 amino acids)
Source: RefSeq, a predicted model, not a curated record
GGUGAAAUUCAGAAUGUUGCACAUUAUAGCAAUGGUGGUGGCAUUGUUGAUGAUGAGUGUUGGUGGACAAAGAGAGUACAAAUCAGCUGUUGGUGAUCCCGGGAUGAAACGAGACGGCCUGAGAGUCGCCAUUGAAGCGUGGAAUCAAUGCAAUGAAGUUCAUGAAGAAGCUCCCAACAUGGGCAGCCCUAGACAGGCCGAUUGCUUCGAUCUCGUCCGUCCAUCUCAAUCACAAUAUAAAUUAGCUCACAAGGUGAGGAGGAAGGAGAACAAGCUAGGAGUGAAACAAGCUACAAUAGAUGGAAUGGAAGUAAUAGAUAGCAACAAAUUUGCAGCAUGGAAAGAGUUAUUAUUAGCUGAGAAAUGCAAAGUGAGAGACCAUCCAAGGCCAUGGCAUUUUUGGAUGGUCAUGCUCAAGAGUGGCAACAUGGACACUGAAGCAGCUAUCUGCCCCAAGGAUGGCACAAAAUCCUCGCCCUUCGCCCCCGAGCCUCGCUUCCCCUGCUUCGGGGAGGGGUGCAUGAACAUGCCAUCCAUCCACCACCGCUACACGCGCCUCACUGGGAAGAGGAAUCGGACUAUGCAUAUGAACGGAGGAUUUUUCGGGACGUGGGAUUUGGAUGCAGACAUGGCCACAGCUGCUGUUAAGGAAAAUGUGUCAUACUAUUCUAUCACUUGGGAGAAGAGUGUUGGGAAAGGAGGUUGGGUUUUCAAACAUGUGUUGAAAACAUCACCAAAGUAUCCAUGGCUCAUGCUUUAUUUGAGAUCAGAUGCUACAAGAGGCUUCUCUGGUGGCUACCAUUAUCAAACUAGAGGAAUGACUAAGAUUGUUCCAAGAUCACCCCAUUUCAAAGUGAGGUUUACACUAGACAUUGGGCAAGGGGGAGGAAACCAGAGCCAGUUCUACCUCAUGGACAUCGGCGGGUGCUGGAAGAACGACGGGAGGGCGUGCGACGGGAAUGUAACGAGUGAUGUGACUCGUUAUAGCGAGAUGAUCAUAAACCCGAGCAUUGUGGCUUGGUGCACCCCGCACAAUCUUAGCCUGUGCCCACCUUAUCACACCUUCUCCAACGGGAGCCGAGUGCACCGCACUGAUGAGGCGCGUUUCCCCUAUGACGCGUACCAUGUCUACUGCUCCCCGGGCAAUGCCAAGCACCUCGAGGCGCCUUACAACUUGUGUGAUGCAUACAGCAACCCACAGCCUCAGGAAAUCCUGCAAAUUCUGCCUCACCCUGUUUGGGGAGAGUAUGGGUAUCCAACCAAGAAAGGAGAGGGUUGGAUUGGAGAUUCAAGGACUUGGGAGCUUGAUGUUGGAAGACUCUCUCACUCACUUUACUUCUAUCAGGAUCCGGGGACCGAGCCUGUGGUUCGGCAUUGGCCAUCCGUGGAUGUUGGGACUGAGAUUUAUGUGAGUGGGAAUGAAAUUGCAAAAUGGAGCCUUAGCAACUUUGAUAUUCUUGUGCCAAAAUGAUGCCAAUCUCCUCAAGUGUAUAGUUAGGUUGUGCACAAUUUGAAUGAUUUUCUACGUAGUAGAUUUGGCAUCAUUUUCUAAGAGAUUAUUGAUUUAGUAAGUUGAGAAAGUGAGCAAGAGUUUUUUUCACUUUAUGUUGCAAUAAAAUCA